AUGGCAGACCUGGGCUCUAGUCUGACCAAGAUGGACUGGCUCCACAAGCUCAAAGUCGGCGGACCCAUGGGUACUCCUGCCUUUCAUGGAGCUCAAGGCACAGUAGAUGCGUUAGGAAGAUUGAGCGGACAGGUUGGAGUUCCAGGCUGCCCUAAUUCGCCGGGGAGUUACGAUCAUGGAGUACAACCUCACAAAGAUGGAAAACCCCCGUACAGUUACGCCAAUCUGAUCAUGCAUGCUAUAAACAGCACUAGCAAAAAACGUAUGACUUUAAGUGAGAUUUAUGCUUGGAUAUGUGACAAUUUUCCUUACUACAAAGACGUGGGAAGUGGUUGGAAGAAUUCAAUCAGACACAAUCUGUCAUUGAACAAGUGUUUUCUAAAAGUUCCCCGGUCAAAAGAUGACCCUGGGAAGGGAUCAUAUUGGGCCAUACAAACACCUCCACCUGAUGAUCCUCUUCCACCAACCAGGCAUAGAAAAAAACGACCAAAUGAUCGACAUUCCCCCUACAGUCAUGCCAGUGGAUUAUACCCAGCAUCUCAACACAGUCAGGUUGCUGCCUACACCACAGUGAUCUCUUCCCAGGCCACCCACAUCAAGUCGGAUAUCUCUGACAGCCAAUCACUAUCCUACCACUGCAGCCUAGCGGGAAUGAGUCCAGCAUCUCUGCACCAGCAGUCCCCUCAUUCAGUCUCCUCUCCCAUCAGUCAGCAUAGCACAGAUCUCAUGUUUUCCACAACCUCUUCUGUCCCCAAAUCAGAGCCCACACAGUCACAUUUCCCUAAAUCAGAGCCCAUACAGUCACACCUGGAUAGUGUGAGUAUGAUCUUGUUUCCUUUACCGACUCCCUCCGAAACACAUUGCAGCAUUUUAGACUCUCACAGUAACGGAGAGGAGCUGAGCAGUUCUAUGUACAACAUCUAUAAAACAGUCUUUGAAAACUCCUCAGGUACUCCAAAACUGAACUUGUCAACUUCUGAUUGGCUACACAGUCUGGAUACAUUAAAGGAAAGCAUGAGAGCAAGUGGCAAUGAUUGGCAGAAUAUUGACACAACACAGUUCCAAGGUAAGCAAUGCAGUUCAUGCUAA
This is a messenger RNA of Candidula unifasciata, 1089 nucleotides long. Lineage: Eukaryota; Metazoa; Mollusca; Gastropoda; Stylommatophora; Geomitridae. The record is from the annotation of a GenBank genome assembly.